GUGACGCAGGCGCGCUGGCUGUUCCUGCCGCCCGCCACUCGCCGCCCGGGUCUGACCGCCGCCAUCUUGUUCGCCGCGUGUGUUCCCGAGUCGGGGCUUUGUGUUGUGAGGGAGGAUAACAGUACACACACUUUACAAGGAUAAAGACUAUGAAUCAAGAAAAAUUAGCUAAAUUACAGGCUCAGGUCCGGAUAGGAGGAAAGGGCACAGCUCGCAGAAAGAAGAAGGUAGUACAUAGAACAGCUACAGCUGAUGACAAGAAAUUGCAAAGUUCCUUGAAGAAACUGGCAGUGAAUAAUAUUGCUGGAAUUGAAGAGGUGAACAUGAUCAAAGAUGAUGGGCAGGUCAUACACUUCAAUAACCCCAAAGUGCAGGCCUCGUUAUCUGCCAAUACCUUCGCUAUUACCGGCCACGCAGAGACUAAACAGAUCACAGAAAUGCUUCCAGGCAUUCUCAGUCAGCUUGGAGCAGACAGUCUAACAAGUCUUAGGAAGUUAGCUGAGCAGUUGCCACGGCAAGUUUUGGAUAAUAAAGCGCCCAAACCCGAAGACAUCGAUGAAGAAGAUGACGACGUCCCAGACCUUGUUGAAAAUUUUGAUGAGGCGUCAAAGAAUGAAGCCAACUAAAGCUGCUGGCAGACCAUAGGCUAGGAUAAAGACUGUACAAACAAGGAAAUUGAUUCCAACGUUUUACUGAUAUUAGAGAAUGAAAAAUCACAAGGUUAUGAAUACAGUGAACUAAGGCAUUUUGUAUUUUAACAAUGCUGAAUGUUCAGCAUUUUUUUCAAUUGGUUGAAAUCACUUGUUUGCAUUUUGCACUUAAAAGCAGAAUUUUUUUUGGUCUGAAAUUUGUGAGAUUGGAUUUAACGCAACUUAAAUAGACAGCGAAUGCAGUGGUGAGCAAAGCUGAAGAAGAAAAAAAAUCUUAUUUAAGGUUUCCCACAUAAAAUACAAAUAAAAUGGGCUGAUUAACUUGUG
This is a messenger RNA of Callorhinchus milii (elephant shark), 977 nucleotides long. It is a transcript of the gene btf3l4, whose product is annotated as basic transcription factor 3-like 4. The transcript has 6 exons. NCBI's taxonomy places the organism in Eukaryota, Metazoa, Chordata, Chondrichthyes, Chimaeriformes, Callorhinchidae. Bases 150 to 626 code for a protein of 158 amino acids. The record is from RefSeq and is a predicted model, not a curated record.